This is a messenger RNA of Macrosiphum euphorbiae (potato aphid), 1476 nucleotides long. The record is from the annotation of a GenBank genome assembly. Lineage: Eukaryota; Metazoa; Arthropoda; Insecta; Hemiptera; Aphididae.
AUGAAUGCAAACGAUGGGACCAUGGAAUGUGAAUAUACUACAAAUAAAGGCUUUGAAGAUUUUAAGCUAGAACCAGGAUACAGUGGUACAGAACAAUAUGACUUCCCAAGACCUUAUGAUCAUUCAGAACUAUACAGUGAUUAUAGACCAAAAGAUAGAUCAGGACAAGAUUAUUAUCCAGAAACUAAUGAUUUAGAACCAAAAGAAAAAACUGAACCUUUGUUUGUUGUAGACAAAACUAAAAACUUUAGACUAAAUCGUUCAAUACAAUACGAGACAUCACCAAAUAAAAACAAAUAUGGAAAAAAUAAUUUUGCGUCACAAAGACAAAAUUCAUGUUGGAAUUGCAAUUCUGUAAAUCAUUCUUUGCAUAAUUGUCCAGAACCCAGAGUUCAAUGGAAAAUUUCAAAAAACCGACAGGCAUUUCUUAAUCAAAAAAAUCAACAAUAUCAAUCAAAUUCUGGUGGUAGAAACUAUAAAAAUCGAUUUGGCAAUCAUAAGAAUGUACGAUACUUUGUAGCAGGGACUAAAACUUUAUGGAGCGAUUUAACACCUGGUAAAUUAAGUGAUGAUUUGUUAAAAGCAUUGGGUGUUCCUAAAAAUGGACUCCCAGUACAUAUUUAUAGAAUGCGAGAGCAUGGUUAUCCUAGUGGAUGGCUUGAAGAAGCUAGAGAUGAAUAUUCCGGGAUAUCAAUAUUUACUACACCCAAUGAAUGUUUACCUCUUCCCGGCAGAGAAAAUGGAAUAAAUGAUUACUUCCAUUGCAAUAUCAAUGAAAGAAAAUUACAUGAAUAUCCUGGAUUUAACGCUCCUUGUCCACCAGAUAUUGUUGACGAAGGGAAAAAAUUUGGUUGUCCUGAAUAUAAUCCAGAUCAAAGCCUCAAAAAUAUGUAUGAAAGGUUAAAAGUUGGCCCAAUUGGUAAAGAUGGUAUAGCAUUGUCUGGAACUAGUAGUCAAAGUCAAGACACAGAAUUUGCAUCUAUCUCUGAUGAAAAUCCAGUUGAAGGAAACACCUUGAAUUUAAAAACCAAAAAGGAAUUAAAGGAUAAACCACCCUCAUCACCCGAAGAUGGAGAAAUUACUGAAGAUGAAGAUAGAUCUGACAAUAAUGAUGAAAAGUGUCUUUCUAAUGCAACAGUGCCAGUUGAUGUGAAAAAUGUAUCAAUGUCGAUUGAGAGUAGUGCAGAUACUCAAAAUGAUUCUCAAUCAAAUGUCUCCAAUUCAAAAACGAUAGACAAUGAAUUAGGCUUGACACCAACAUCAAAAAGGAAAUUCGGUGAUGUGAAAUCUGAAACACUUGGUACUCCGGUCCUCAAAAAGUUUUCUUCAUAUGGAAAUCGACCAACGCAUGAACAUUUUGCUAAAGGAAUGUCUGAUAUGGUAGAACAUGAAAACUUACCAAAUGCUAUUGGGACAUUUAAAAAGUUAAAAGAAAUAUUGAAGGAUGUGCGCAAGACAAUUAAUGAUUUAUUAUGA